CGCGACCGCCGAAAUCGGUCGGCGCGGACUUGGACAGGUGCGCGAGUGACCACGGCACCCCUCCUAUCACCGUGUUAUCACUGUCGGCUGCGCGCGACCACCCCCGCAAAGGUGUUCCAUGAUUGCACUCCGCGUCGCGACAAGUGGAUGGGUCUCGACACCUUGGAUCGCCCGAUAUCGCAAGUACCGACGAUCCCAUGAAUUAGUUACUUGCUACAUUAAGAAAGGAAGAGGAGCCAUCCGAUAUACGCGAGUCGACAUACGAUGCACUCGUGAAUCAUCCCGUGCCAUUAUGUAACGGUGAAUUUCUCCGUUUCCGUCGGUGCAUACGCCAAGUGCAGUCGAAAUUGUCUGAAAUCGCGCCGAGAGAGAGAGAGAGAGAGAGAGAGAGAGAGAGAGAGUUUGCAGAUUCAUGGAAUCGUGAUCAGCUCUGAAGACAUUGAAUCGUUUGAACAAGGAAGGCGAGGCGCUUGCCCUUCAAGAUGAUCUCACAACGCACCCUACCUUGGCCUUAAUGCGGCGCAUCCUUGCAGAUGCACAGGCAAAAUUCCGCGUGAUGGUGGAGGAGAACGCAGCAACCGGCGCCCGGCUGGAUGGCGAGCUGGAACGCGCUAGGGGCGAGUGCGCCACACUUCGGGGCGAAUUACGCGACGUUCGUGGCGCCUUACCAAUCGUACUGAAUAAUAACAACGCCGGCAAUGGCAGCUCUAACAGUAACAACAAUUCUGGUACAGCAACCAGUGUUUCCAGUGGCAACGCGAACCCCGGCCAGGAAGCCGAGACUCAGCAACAGGCUCAACAGGAAGAUGGCAAACGGCUUAGCGCUGGCAGCAGCCCCAUCGAGAAGAGAAGCUCGGCCAGUGAUAAAUCCGCCAGUCCCAUCGACAAACGGACUAGCCCGGUAGACAGGAAAGAUAGAACCAGCCCUAUCGAGCGGCGAGCCAGUCCCAUAGAACGAAGAAAUGGCUCGCCCUGUCGAAGUCCGAGCGAGAAAGCUCGCCGACCGUACGCCCCCGCUUUGGAGAAAACACGGCUGGGUGGAUCCGGAGGUAGUGUGGAUUCUCGAUCGGGUAGCGCCAGCCCGGAUCGGGGAUCGACGAACCGAAGCGGCUUCCUCCACCGUGGUGGCAGCGACCGUUCCAGCGUGGAACGGCUCCGGAUAUCGACUAACCGCGACUCCUUGCGGUCCAACAAGGAGAUGAACGACCACGACCAAAAAGAUGUUGAUAAGGAUCUAGUGGAUGGUGAUGCUCGAGGCGAUGAGGACAAUGAACCUCCUGGACCAGCACCAGGCAGCAGACCAUCAUCCCCAGCUAAUUCCCUCGGAAUCGGCGACCCGGUGGUGGCGUCUAGACUAUCCAAUAUUCAUGGCGGUGGACACGCGGAGCUAGCCAGUGCCAGAAGAUUGCGACUGGAGAACGAACGCUUGGUAGCCGAGGUCGCGAGGUUGAGAAGGUUGUUGCUGAGCGGUGCAGCGCGUGGCGAGGUCGGUGCCGAGGAUGCCGCAAUGGAGGAAGAGGCGCGCUUUGUCGCUCUAGAAAUGGAAUUGCAGCACGCGAAGGAAGCACUCCAGGCCUUGAAGGCCGAUCGGAAGCGUCUCAAAGCGGAGAAGUUCGAUCUUCUCAAUCAGAUGAAGGCGCUGUAUGGCACCCUCGAGGACAAAGAGCGUGAACUCCGCGAUUUUAUCCGAAAUUACGAACAGCGGAUGCGGGAGAACGAGGCGACCCUGGGACGUCUUCAGCAGCAAGGAGCUAGCAUGCCUUCGGAGGAACGCGAACGGGAAAGGGAGAGGGAACGCUGGAGUCUUCUAAGGGCAGCGAGAGACGAGGCCGAUCGAAGUCUCAGCCUCGCGGCUAGUUUGGCCGACAAAGAAGCAGCCCUUUCGCACGCACACGCGACCAUAAAAGAGCUGCAACGUCAGCUGACAGAACGCGGCGGUGGCGGUGGCGGGGUUUGUCUGAGCGAUCAGGAGUCCCUGGUAUCGUUUCCGCGAGGCAGCGUGAACGGUGCUGCGACGCCUGGAGCCGGCAGCAGCAGCGGCGGCGGCGGCGGCGGUGGCGGUGGCGGUAGCUGCGGCAUUAUUCCUCAUGUGAAUUCCCAGCCACCCUUGGGCACCGAGCUCGGCAUGUCCGUGGGUAACGUGGGCGGUGGACCGGGUGCAGGAGGAUCCUCCGGCGGCCAGGCCGGCGAUCGUGGCAGCUGCAGCGCAGACAGCGGCGUCCGCGGGUCCAGCGAUCGCGAGAGUGGUGGUGCAACUAGCGUCGGCGGAAAUCUCUCGGAUUCUACGACGGAUGGCACGCCGACAAUUACGGUCGAGGGCAGCGGUCUCGACAUGGACAGCAUCUCUGUGGUAUCCUCCGUAGCACCACCCCACAUAUACCAAUCUGCGACUACACCGAAGGACUGCAGCCCAACACUGUCGCCGCUGAACGCAUUUUCAAGGUCUAUGGACAAUUCCUCGCUAUCGCGAUCGGUCGAGCAGUUAUCCAGCCCGCUGGAAUCCGAACCGAGGAGGAACAAGCAGCCACCACCUGUCGUUGCACCUGCCGCGCAUUCGCGAUCGUCCGCCACUCGCGGCGGCACAUGGGGAUCCAUUUCAAGAGUAUUCGCCCGUUCGCGACAUCGGAAGACGGCAAACAGUUCCAGCGGUGGCAGCGGUGGUAACGAGGGCUCGGAUGGCUUUGAUCCAUAUCGAUCGUGGUCACCGCUCACCGAGGAGGGUUACGCCGAGAAACUUCGUUUACUGCGAGAAGCAGCCUCUGUGCCCAUGGAGCGAUGGCGAGCCCCGACCGUUUUAGCCUGGUUAGAGGUGGCUCUCGGGAUGCCACAGUAUGGUCCACGAUGUGCUGAGAAUGUCAAAUCGGGCAAGGUUCUACUUGAACUAAAUGACGCCGAACUGGAGGCCGGUUUAGGCGUAACUCAUCCGCUUCACCGAAAAAAGCUGCGUUUAGCCAUCGAGGAACAUCGACACCCAAGUCACGUACGAUAUCCAUGUAUCGCUCAGUUAGGUCAUACUUGGGUGAGCUCUGAAUGGUUGCCAGAUCUCGGCUUGGCCCAGUAUUCAGAAAGUUUCGCUACUAAUAUGGUGGACGCACGUAUGCUGGACCAGCUGAGCAAGAAGGAGCUUGAGAAACUGCUCGGAGUUACGAGGAAGUUUCACCAGGCUAGCAUUGUUCAUGGUAUUCACUUGCUGCGGAUGCUAAACUACGAUCGACAGGCUCUCGCUGUCAGGAGACAUCAAUGUGAACAGGUCGACACAGAUCCUUUAGUCUGGACGAAUCAAAGGUUCAUUCGGUGGGCGAGGAAUAUCGAUCUCACGGAAUAUGCCGAGAAUUUGAAAGAUUCCGGUGUGCACGGUGCUCUGGUUGUAUUAGAACCGUCGUUCACCGGUGACACUAUGGCCACCGCCUUGGGUAUACCCCCGGCGAAGCACAUGAUUAGACGACAUCUCACCGCCGAAUUAGAAGCGCUCGUUCUACCAGCAAGAAGUCAGCUGGAGGUGGUCCCGAGGAACAGCAUCGGCGGGAGUGGCCGUCCGAUGAGCACCGCGAGCGCGGGGGGUAGUCUUGGUCGUGGAAGCAGGGCGCUGCACCUACAGCAUCACCAGAGUUCGUUGUCUGCCCUUCACAUGACGGCGAAUCACACCGGCACCGUCGACAGACGCAGAUCCAGCCUCAGGACCUGCAGUCUUCUUUACUUGAAAAAGUUGUCGUGGAGGAGCUCACAGGGAUCCCUGAGCAGAGCAUUCGGUCUCCGGCCUAGAAGCGAGAAGGCAUCACCAUCAUCGUCUUCAGACACCGGGAGCCUCGUCAGUCAAUGCCAGUACAUGAGUAGCAGCGUUCGCAGCAACUCGCCACCACCGCCACAACUUCCGCCGCGGCCGAUGUCAACUGGCAGCGGCAAGCGGCAUCGACGAGUGAAAAGCAUCGGUGACAUCGAGUACAUAAGCUCAGCCGCGGUCAGCACCCCAGUCUGACAGGAGGGUAGGCCCCAUCACUCGGGGCCUUACCGCAGUCUGAGCGAACGCGGUUACUCCUCUUCCUCGUACUCGUCGUCUCAAUA
Molecule: messenger RNA, 4062 nt
Organism: Trachymyrmex septentrionalis
Lineage: Eukaryota; Metazoa; Arthropoda; Insecta; Hymenoptera; Formicidae
Gene: Liprin-gamma
Product: liprin-beta-2
Exons: 18
Coding region: 515-3976 (1153 amino acids)
Molecular function (GO): protein binding
Source: RefSeq, a predicted model, not a curated record